Messenger RNA from Phoenix dactylifera (date palm), 1251 nucleotides. The record is from RefSeq and is a predicted model, not a curated record. Lineage: Eukaryota; Viridiplantae; Streptophyta; Magnoliopsida; Arecales; Arecaceae.
AUGGUAGAAGUUAAAUAUUAUAUUCCAAACAAGUCUAGAAUGCUUGUUACGCUCCUGAACGAUAAGGAUGUUCAGAAUAUGCAUCAAAUACAUGUCAACUUAAAUGCGCCGGUGAUUGAGAUGGUUGUUAGUCAUAUUCCAUGCUUGACCGAGGCAGCUGAUGUAGUAAUUGAUAUAAGUUUAUAUCUUUGUUGUAUUGCAUAUUUCACUGGGUUAGUGGUCCAUCCCAAAAUGUUGAGUGUAGUUGUAGAUCUAGAAAAUUUUCAAAUGGUAGCUCAAGAGUUCAAUGAUGUGGAAACUCUUCGCGACGCGAUUCGCAACUUCUGCAUUGCAAAUUAUAGAGAUUUUGUGUUUGUGAAGAACAAUCCUCAGCGAGUGACCGUGGAAUGUGCAAACGAAGAAUGUGAAUGGCGAAUCCAUGCUUCCCGACUUGGAAAUCAAGAAAGAUUUGCAAUUAAAAAAUUGAACAGUCAGCAUACAUGUGGCGGAGGGUUGCAUGUCCGGUCGCAUCCUAAGGCUUCGAAACAUUGGGUUUCAAAUAUUGUUAAAGAUAAACUUCAAGAUAUGCCGUUAUAUAGGCCGACUGAUAUUGUAAAGGAUAUUCAUCGAGAAUAUGGUGUUGAAUUGCCGUAUCAUCAAGUUUGGCAUGGGAAGGAGGUGGCUAUGAAGGACCUUUAUGGUCACAGAUCAAAAUCUUAUGAUCGGAUACGCUGGUAUUGCAAGGCCAUUAUUGAGACCAACCCCGGCAGCAUAGCGGAGUAUGAAACCAUUGGAGGUCGAUUCAGAUGCUUAUUCAUUUUAUUUCAUGCUUCAGUAAUGGGUUUCAUAAGAGGAUGUAGACCUCUGAUUUUUAUGGAUGGAACAUUUAUAAAGCAUAAGGAUGGAGGUGUAGUACUUGGCGCGACUUCCAAAGAUGCAAACGGCGGUAUAUUUCCUAUUGCUUAUGGUGUGGUAGAUACAGAGACUGAUGAUAAUUGGGAAUGGUUUUGUCGGAUUUUGAAAGAAGCAAUUCAUAAUUGUAGUGACUAUCAUGGUGAGCAGUUUACAUUUAUGAUGGAUAGACAUCAAGAAAUUAUUAAAUCAGUGCCGAAGUACUUUCCUAGUAGUUAUCACUCAUAUUGUUUCCGUAACGUGAAAGAUAACUUCAAGAAUCAGGUGCUUGUCCAUUAUUGUGCAAGUGAGAAAAAGAUGCUGCUUGAUUUACUAAAUAUUGCUGCAUAUACUUCAAGGCUGAAUGUUUUCCAUAAAUAA